AUGAAGGUCGUGGCUAUCACGGCGCAGGACUUCCUGUUCAAGGUCCUUGUCAGUGGCAAUCCAUUGAGCGCAGACAUCUUCCAAUCGUUUCCGUUCAACGCCACAGUCAUUCGGUUGAUUCUGCACGUUCAUCGUCUGAUUCGUCUGAUCUUGCAUUUUGGAAGUAAGGCCUGCGACUUCCAGCUCCUUGAAUUCAUUGACCUGAGUGCGAUCAAGCUCAUUAGGACAGAGACGGUCGCCCGAGAUCAUCAUCCCAGCUUCGGACAUCAGCUAACAUAUCUCCACCGCAGGUACCGAGGCCUCCGGCACUGA
Messenger RNA from Fonsecaea erecta, 312 nucleotides. RefSeq lists its product as hypothetical. The coding region runs from base 1 to 312 and encodes 103 amino acids. The transcript has a single exon. The record is from RefSeq and is a predicted model, not a curated record. NCBI's taxonomy places the organism in Eukaryota, Fungi, Ascomycota, Eurotiomycetes, Chaetothyriales, Herpotrichiellaceae.